GUGCCUGGAGACAUGUAUAGAGAAGUAUAGUUGGUUUAUAUGUGUAUAUAUAUUGUUUGUGUCUUUGUGAAUUUGUUUGCUUACAGUGUCUGCUCUGUGUCCAAAAAAACAUUAUGUCAGUGUAACCAUUGCUUACAUUUAAAAAUGUAUUUAUUUUGUGCAGCAAUAAGCAGUUGCAACUGACAAUUAGAAAAGCAGGAGGAAAACAUUGUUAAAAGUUCAGAAAUCAUUUUUGAAUAACUCCUGACAAGGUAAAAAGAAAAGACCCCUGGCCUCCGCCUCUCGCCACACUCAUACAACCUAAUGUUACCUUGGUACAGAAAAUACAUUUGUUAUGACCAAAGAGAAAAUCAACUGUGCGGCAGUUUCACUUAUGAUAUAAAGGUGUGAAAUCCGCAAAGAUACAGCUUUUCCUGCCUCACGUCCUUUACCUCCAUUGAUUUGCAGUCUACCCUAGUGAUACAUGUGAACCAUGGCUAGUCAGAGUAACGGUGGCUUAAAUCUUCAUGACGACAUGAUGGAGAGCGCUCUGAUCCGCUCUAUAUACUAUGGUAAAAUCAGUAAGGAGCAUACGGAGAGGCUGCUGGAGAGACAUGGGCACGAGGGCAGCUUUUUGCUAAGAGACAGUGAGAGCGUGCAAGGGGUCUACUGUUUGUGCGUACGGCAGACUCCAUAUGUCCACACCUACAGAAUCUGCCAUUCCUCUGAAGGAUGGGCCCUUCAGGUCGCUACAGGAAAAAGACAGCAGCAUUUCAGGACUCUUGACAGGCUGAUAGAAAGUUAUAGAAGAGGCGUUGCCUCUGACAUCAUAACCCCCCUGACACACCCACUGGACAAGACACAGCUGCCAGACAUAAGGCCAACAACAGAGACGGCCUAUAUGGAAAUGUGAAACUAACAAGUCAUUCUCAGUAGAGGAGACUCUGCAACUGGUCAGGUGGACUUACUCCUCUGUUUUUUACCCAAGAUACUUCAAGCCUGCCCACUGAUUGCUAUGAGGAUGUAUACUGAUCCAAUAUCUGAUCUAAAGUGACUCCUACCUGGAUGUGCAACAUAUGCCAUGUGCUAUUAUACCAACUCAACAAAGCAAAUGUUUAUUUCAAACAAAACGGCACUACAAAAAUGACCAGGAUUAAGUCAAACUUUUUCCCAGCUUUAUACAACUUAAAAAGUAUUAAUUUUUUCGUGCAAUAAUUGCACGA
Molecule: messenger RNA, 1202 nt
Organism: Hypomesus transpacificus
Lineage: Eukaryota; Metazoa; Chordata; Actinopteri; Osmeriformes; Osmeridae
Product: SH2 domain-containing protein 1A-like
Exons: 5
Coding region: 473-892 (139 amino acids)
Source: RefSeq, a predicted model, not a curated record